Messenger RNA from Lentinula edodes (shiitake mushroom), 265 nucleotides. RefSeq lists its product as uncharacterized. The transcript is spliced from 2 exons. Bases 29 to 196 code for a protein of 55 amino acids. The record is from RefSeq and is a predicted model, not a curated record. Lineage: Eukaryota; Fungi; Basidiomycota; Agaricomycetes; Agaricales; Omphalotaceae.
GCCUAUACUCUCCAAAUCAUUCAUUGGUAUGCUUGGUAUGUUUAGGUUUGGAAAGACGGGCCUGGUUGCAGGCUCUUGGGCAGCUGCUCUACAAUCCACAUUCUAUGGUCCCAACACUACAGGUCUCUUUUCAAUUCUCCAACAUGUCGCAAUGUCUGCAAAGUGUUUGUACAUAGCCUGUUGCUGUCUUUGUUGAUCUUGCCGCUGUCACCGCUGGGAUUAUCACUGUGUUCUCUACACAGGCACGCAGUUCUAUUAAACCGCA